CAAUUAAAUUAAGUAUCGAUUAAAUUGUGGACAAAAUGGACGGCGAUUUGUACGACGAGUUCGGCAAUUAUAUCGGACCAGACAUCGAGUCGGACGAAGACUCGGACCAAGACUUGGAUGACUCGGACCGGCAAUCAGACGAUUACAACGAUCCACACCAUGAGGAUCAGUUGAUGGUCGAAGACGGCAAAGACGAGGACAUGGAGACAGCGGUUGUCUUGCAUGAGGACAAGAAGUAUUACCCGACGGCCGAAGAGGUGUACGGACCGGACGUGGAGACCAUUGUCCAGGAAGAAGACGCCCAACCGCUGACUGAACCCAUUAUACAACCGAUUCGUCUCAAGAAGUUCUCACAUGAAGUACAAGACUUGCCGACAACUGUCUAUGACUUGGAAUUCAUGACGGAUCUGAUGGACAACACAGAACUGAUACGAAACGUUGCAUUCGUGGGUCACUUACAUCACGGAAAGACUACUUUCAUUGAUUGCAUUGUAGAGCAAACACAUCCCGAACUGAAGAGCAAAGAGGGAAAAGCG
Oppiella nova is the source of this 536-nucleotide messenger RNA. Lineage: Eukaryota; Metazoa; Arthropoda; Arachnida; Sarcoptiformes; Oppiidae. The record is from the annotation of a GenBank genome assembly.